CAGACGCAGGACGCUCCAAGGCAGCCCUUCACCAUAGGGUUGGGAGCGCGGGUACAGAGGACCCCGGAGGGCGUCUUGGCAGGGCCCUCUAGGCGGGUCGGAGCGGGUUCCGGGCGGCGGCGCCGUCAGGGGAGGGCCUGGGCGCCCCGGCCGCGUGCGCGCCCGCGGACCCCUCGGGAAGGGGCGGCGGAGGCGCGGCGCCUUUAAGUCCAGGCGCCGCCUGUGGCCCCGCCCCCUGGAGGACGCCCGGGCGCGCGGCCGCCGGAGCCGCCGUUUAAUUGGGGCUGUCAGGCCGCGGCGCGCGCGGAGGGCCGGACGGACGGAGGCCGGGAGGCCGCGAGGCCGGGGCGGAGGGCGCGCAGCGAGGCGGGAGCCGGCGCCGGGAGACGCGGCUGGGGCCCGCGCGGCCGGGGCGCCGUCCCUGGGCAGGGCUGCCCGGCCCCGGCCCCGGGCCACCCGCGCGCCCCAUGAAAAACCAGGUCCGCGGCCCCCCGGCGCGGGCGCACAUGUCGGCCUCGGGGACGGCGGCGGCGGCGGCUGGGGGCACCGGGGCGGGGUCGGAGCCCGGGGCGGGAUCCGGCGCGGGCACCGGGAGCGGCGCGGCCACGGGAGCGGGGACCAUGCCGAGCAAGAGCGCCGAGUGGCUGCAGGAGGAGCUGGAGGCGCGCGGCGGCGCGUCCCUGCUGCUGCUCGACUGCCGGCCGCACGAGCUCUUCGAGUCGUCGCACAUCGAGACGGCCAUCAACCUGGCCAUCCCGGGCCUCAUGCUGCGCCGCCUGCGCAAGGGCAACCUGCCCAUCCGCUCCAUCAUCCCGAACCACGCCGACAAGGAGCGCUUCGCCACGCGCUGCAAGGCGGCCACCGUGCUGCUCUACGACGAGGCCACGGCCGAGUGGCAGCCGGAGCCCGGCGCGCCCGCCUCGGUGCUCGGCCUGCUCCUGCAGAAGCUGCGCGACGACGGCUGCCAGGCCUACUACCUCCAAGGUGGUUUCAACAAGUUCCAGACAGAGUACUCGGAGCACUGCGAGACCAACGUGGACAGCUCGUCCUCGCCCAGCAGCUCGCCGCCCACCUCCGUGCUGGGCCUGGGCGGCCUGCGCAUCAGCUCCGACUGCUCCGACGGGGAGUCGGACCGGGAGCUGCCCAGCAGUGCCACCGAGUCAGACGGCAGCCCCGUGCCGUCCAGCCAGCCGGCCUUCCCCGUCCAGAUCCUGCCCUACCUCUACCUCGGCUGCGCCAAGGACUCCACCAACCUGGACGUGCUCGGCAAGUACGGCAUCAAGUACAUCCUCAACGUCACGCCCAACCUGCCCAACGCCUUCGAGCACGGAGGCGAGUUCACCUACAAGCAGAUCCCCAUCUCCGACCACUGGAGCCAGAACCUCUCCCAGUUCUUCCCCGAGGCCAUCAGCUUCAUCGACGAGGCGCGCUCCAAGAAGUGUGGUGUCCUGGUGCACUGCCUGGCGGGCAUCAGCCGCUCGGUGACGGUCACGGUGGCCUACCUGAUGCAGAAGAUGAACCUGUCGCUCAACGACGCCUAUGACUUCGUCAAGAGGAAAAAGUCCAACAUCUCACCCAACUUCAACUUCAUGGGGCAGCUGCUGGACUUCGAGCGGACGCUGGGGCUGAGCAGCCCGCGCGACAACCGCACGCCCAGCGAGCAGCUGUACUUCUCCACGCCCGCCAACCACAGCCUGUUCCCCCUCCACACCCUGGAGUCCACGUGAGGCCGGCCGAGGGCGGGCGCCGGGGCCGGGCAUCGCCUGUGCCCGCAGGCCAGGCCGACGGGCGCCGAGCGCUCCCCAUCGGGGGCGGACUCCGGGGGGCCCGGCCUCGGACUCAGGGCUGCGGAGCCAGACGGGCCCGGCCCGUCCGCAGGACACUUCCUACGAACGCCCAGCCAGUGGGCGGUUUUUAAAGACACAGGGACCCAGUUUACUUUUUACUUUGGCAGGUAAAGCCAAGCCCCGGGCGCCAAGGCCACCUCUUCUUGACUUUUCUUUUUUAA
This is a messenger RNA of Pipistrellus kuhlii (Kuhl's pipistrelle), 2008 nucleotides long. RefSeq names its product dual specificity phosphatase 7 (gene DUSP7). Gene Ontology annotation, biological process: negative regulation of MAPK cascade; protein dephosphorylation. Gene Ontology annotation, cellular component: cytosol; cytoplasm. NCBI's taxonomy places the organism in Eukaryota, Metazoa, Chordata, Mammalia, Chiroptera, Vespertilionidae. The record is from RefSeq and is a predicted model, not a curated record. Bases 468 to 1727 code for a protein of 419 amino acids. Gene Ontology annotation, molecular function: protein tyrosine/threonine phosphatase activity; MAP kinase tyrosine/serine/threonine phosphatase activity. The transcript has 3 exons.